AUGGCUGCAUCAUCUGACGCUCUUCGCCUGUUGAGACUGUCGAAGGUCACGACAUCCUUGACGCGGCGCAAUUUCAGUAUCCAGCACGCAUGCCGAGCUCUUCAUACCGACAUCACCUACGACGUCGUGGUUGUUGGCUCGGGUUGUUCUGGCCUGACAUCCGCUGUUGUUGCGGCCAAGCACAGCCUAAAGGUACUCGUCGUUGAAAAAACACAGUAUUUUGGCGGCACCACCGCUUACUCGGGUGGAGGGGCAUGGAUCCCAGUGAACAAACACCAACCUUCAAUAGGUGUACAGGAUUCAAUAGACCAGGCCGAUAUCUAUCUCCAUGCAGUCUUGGGUGAUCUCUAUGACACAAAAAAGGUCCCGGCCUUCCUGGAAACGGGGCCUGAAAUGGUGAAAUGGAUGGAGGACAAUUCUACCGUGCGAUUUAAACCUGUUCCUCUACCAGACUACCACGUCGCGAAGAAAGGCGCCUCAAGGGGGCGCACGAUUUUGACCGAAAAGUUCGACGGCCGCAGACUUGGGCCUUUGAUCCAGAACGUUCGCUAUCCAAUACAAGGCUACUCUGCAUUUGGUUCGAUGCAAGCAGAUCCCGCCGAAUUGUCGCUUCUGACCAAUCCAUUUGGCAGUAUCACCAACUUAACUCUCGCGACGAAGAAGGUCCUUCGCUACGCCCUGGACCUGAUACGGUAUGGUAAAGGAACGGAUAUGGCAAACGGCAAUGCUCUUGUGGGCAGACUACUAUUUUCUGCCCAGCAACAAGGCGUAGAGUUGUGGAAUAGCUCUGCAGCCACGAAACCGAUCUUGGACCAUGGUCGUGUUGUAGGUCUUCAUGUCGUUCGCGGCGGCAAGGAGACCAUGGUUUACGCUCGCAGAGGAGUGGUGCUUGCGAGUGGUGGGUUUGGCAGGUCGGAAGAGGCAAACCAGUUUGUGCCUCACGAAUGGUGCGCAAGCCCUCGAGGCAAUACUGGUGAUGGCAAACGGAUUGGAGUGGAAUGUGGUGGUGCUUUACCGCCCAAAAAUCCUUCGAACGCCAUAUUCGCGCCCAUAUCUCUUCUGAGUACUUCCAAAGGCCCCGUUCGUCGCUUUCCGCACUUCGCAAUUGACCGGUCUAAACCAGGUUCCAUCAUUGUUGGGCCCGAUGGUCGAAGGUUUGCGAACGAGUCGGAGCCCUACCAGGAAUUUGUGGGUACUAUGCACAAGAAGGGCAUCAAGAAGGCAUACUACAUCGGCGACCGUACGCAUCUCCGUAAAUACGGUAUGGGCAUGGCAUUGCCCUGGCCAUAUCCGAUCUGGAGAUUGCUGCGACAGGGGUAUCUCAUUUCUGCGCCCACCAUUGCCGCACUGGCCGAGAAGAUUGGAGUUCCAGUCACAAAUUUGGAACAGACAGUUUCAGAUCACAACUCGUUUGCGAAAACAGGCGUCGACACGCAAUAUCAUCGAGGUGAAAAUGAGUAUGACAGCUUCUACGGCGAUCCCCAGGUUCAACCCAACCAAAAUCUGCAGCCGUGCGCCACUGGUCCAUUCUAUGCACUUCCAAUCUAUCCUGGCAACGUCAGCACUGUGUAUGGGCUCAUCACUAAUAAAGAUGCACAAGUGCUUGACCAGAAGGGUGUGGUGGUAGCAGGGCUCUAUGCGGUUGGCUGUGACCAGAACAAUGUAUUCAAAGGAGCGUAUCCAGGAGGCGGUUCGAGCAUUGGGCCUGGAAUGACAUUCGGGUAUCGGGCGGGAAGGAAACUGGCCGAACUUAGCUCUUGA
Molecule: messenger RNA, 1761 nt
Organism: Exophiala bonariae
Lineage: Eukaryota; Fungi; Ascomycota; Eurotiomycetes; Chaetothyriales; Herpotrichiellaceae
Exons: 2
Coding region: 1-1761 (586 amino acids)
Source: RefSeq, a predicted model, not a curated record